This is a messenger RNA of Nymphaea colorata (pocket water lily), 1192 nucleotides long. RefSeq lists its product as uncharacterized. Lineage: Eukaryota; Viridiplantae; Streptophyta; Magnoliopsida; Nymphaeales; Nymphaeaceae. The record is from RefSeq and is a predicted model, not a curated record. Bases 336 to 878 code for a protein of 180 amino acids. The transcript is spliced from 9 exons. Gene Ontology annotation, cellular component: membrane; signal peptidase complex. Gene Ontology annotation, molecular function: serine-type endopeptidase activity.
GCCUUGUGGUGUGACUGCGUGUUUGCCAGCGGAGCCGUUUCUAGUGCCCUCGGAGUUGGAUGGCCGGCGGAGAAAAGUCGUAUAACUGACCAACCGUUCGAUCUCCGGUGACGAGGGAAACACCAUUUGCGGCGAAAAUCCUUUACUUGCUUCUUUUUUCCCCUUUCCCAUCUGGCUUUAAACCAGCGGAGCAGAAUCUUCUGAAUCCUCCUUCACUUGUGUGUUAACAGUCCUCGACUCCUUUCGGUUCGUAAAUGCUCUCUGCUUCAUCUCUCUCUCUCUUAUUCUCACAUAUGCCGAGAUUAGUUUUCUGAAGCAGGACUACAGAGAGGAUAAUGGGGUGGAUCGGGGAAACUGUCGACUCCAUCAAAUCGCUUCAAAUUAGGCAUGUAGUCACGCAGGCCGUUAGCCUCGGGAUGAUAGUGACGUCUGCCCUAAUAAUUUGGAAGGGGCUAAUGUGUGUCACCGGUAGUGAGUCGCCUGUUGUCGUGGUUCUUUCUGGCAGUAUGGAGCCUGGGUUCAAGAGGGGAGACAUAUUGUUCCUGUACAUGAGUAAGGAUCCGAUUCGAGCUGGGGAAAUAGUUGUGUUCCAUGUUGACGGUCGUGAAAUUCCCAUUGUCCAUCGAGUAAUCAAGGUUCAUGAGCGCAACGAGACUCAUGAAGUGGAUGUACUAACAAAAGGAGAUAACAAUUUUGGAGAUGAUAGGCUUUUGUAUGCCCAUGGUCAGCUCUGGCUUCAGCAGCAUCACAUUAUGGGUAGAGCUGUUGGGUUUUUACCAUAUGUUGGAUGGGUAACAAUUAUCAUGACAGAGAAGCCAAUUAUCAAGUAUCUGCUCAUUGGAGCCCUAGGAUUGCUGGUUAUAACAUCUAAAGAGUAGAAGCGUUUCAGGUAGUUGAUGGUCAAUUCAAAUUUCAUUCUUCAAGAGAUAUGCACUAUUAAAAAUGUUCAGCAAUUUGUUUAAUGGCUUUAGGUCUUCAAUUGUGAUAUUUAGAAACCAAAAGCUCAUUUAGCCAUGCUCUGACGCUAAGAUGUCCUUCGAUGAAUCUAUACUUCUCGAGAGACAUAUUUUGCUCUUUUUAGGCACGUAGCCCAAUCUUUUGUAGCGCAUUGUAAUGUAACUGUAUUUUUUUACAAAGCUUGGUUGAACUGGCUGUCUCAGUUAAGGAAUUGGGUUGAAUUUCUUCUGGCUUC